UCAUACGGCAAAAAUAGUCGGAUAGAUAUGAAAUUAAUAUGGUAAAUAUUCUAAUAAUAAAUAUUUUGGUUACCUAUGGAUAAUGAUGAUAAAUCAAUAGAUUGUGUCAGCCACGAGACAAUUAUAAAUAUCUCAACAAAAAAUUAAAAUCUUCAUUCACUUGGCUGUUCUUGAUUUCUCCUCUCUUAAUCUCUCUGCUUGCUUUUGUUUUCGACAUGGAUCCCUACAAGAACCGACCAUCAAGCGCUUAUGAUUCCCAGUUCUGGACUGCCAACUCUGGUGCUCCCGUAUGGAACAACAACUCAUCCAUGACUGUUGGACCCAGAGGUCCAAUCCUUCUUGAAGACUAUCAUCUAAUUGAGAAACUUGCAAAUUUUGAUAGAGAGAGGAUUCCAGAGCGUGUUGUCCAUGCUAGGGGUGCUAGUGCAAAGGGUUUCUUUGAAGUCACCCACGAUAUCUCCAGCUUAACAUGUGCUGAUUUCCUUCGAUCCCCUGGAGUACAGACCCCUGUCAUUGUUCGUUUUUCUACUGUUGUUCAUGAGCGUGGCAGCCCUGAAACCCUGAGGGACCCUCGAGGUUUUGCUGUGAAGUUUUACACUAGAGAGGGUAAUUUUGAUCUUGUGGGAAACAAUUUCCCCGUUUUCUUCAUUCGCGAUGGGAUGAAAUUCCCAGAUUUAGUGCAUGCUUUUAAGCCCAAUCCUAAGUCCCAUAUCCAGGAAACCUGGAGGAUCUUUGACUUUUUAUCCCACAUUCCUGAAAGCGCGCACAUGCUCACCUUCCUCUUUGACGAUUUGGGUGUUCCACAAGAUUACAGGCAUAUGGAUGGCUUUGGAGUUAACACCUAUACUCUGAUCAACAAGGCCGGAAAAGUACACUAUGUAAAAUUUCACUGGAAACCUACUUGUGGGGUAAAGUGUUUGCUGGACGAAGAGGCAAUUAAGGUUGGAGGAUCCAAUCAUAGCCAUGCCACUCAAGAUCUAUACGACUCAAUUGCUGCUGGCAACUAUCCAGAGUGGAAACUAUUUGUCCAGACAAUGGAUCCUGCUGAUGAAGACAAAUUUGACUUUGAUCCACUUGAUGUGACCAAGAUCUGGCCUGAGGAUAUUUUGCCCCUGCAGCCUGUUGGUCGCCUGGUCUUAAACAAGAACAUUGAUAAUUUCUUUGCUGAAAACGAGCAGAUUGCCUUCUGCCCUGCUAUCGUAGUCCCUGGUGUUUCCUAUUCAGAGGAUAAGCUACUCCAGACUAGGAUCUUUUCCUAUGCUGAUACUCAGAGGCACCGUCUGGGACCAAACUAUCUACAGCUCCCUGUUAAUGCUCCAAAAUGUGCUCAUCACAACAAUCAUCAUGAUGGUUUCAUGAAUUUCAUGCAUAGAGAUGAAGAGGUCAAUUAUUUUCCAUCCAGAUUUGACAAGGUUCGCCAUGCUGAGCCUUACCCUAUUCCUUCGGCCAUCUGCAGUGGAAAGCGUGAGAAGUGUGUGAUUGCGAAGGAGAACAAUUUCAAACAACCAGGAGAGAAAUAUCGGUCUUGGGAUCCUGAAAGGCAAGAGCGAUUCCUCAAUCGGAUGGUUGAGGGCUUAUCUGAUCCUCGCAUCACUCACGAGCUUCGUACAAUCUGGAUCUCCUACUGGACUGAGUGCGACAAAUCCUUGGGACAAAAGGUUGCAAGCCGUCUCAACCUGAAACCGAGCAUUUGAAGUUGAUGCAGCACAGCGAAGAGGGUAUGCUGGUUCGGGAGUGAAAAAAUCAUUGUGAAUCUUUGAUUGCUUUGCUUUGUUGUGUUACUUAGCAAACUUUUAAGACUCUUUGGACUAGUUGUUAUAUACUAAUAAAUUAUUUUAGUUCUAUAUGCUUUUUUCUUUCUUUUCCGGGUGGUGCUGUCCACAGUUGUAUUUACCAAUUUGAUGGUUUGGUUGUAUUACUGCUAUACAAAUAAAAGUUUAAUUGAAAGCAUUGCUGUGUUGUCUAAA
Messenger RNA from Mercurialis annua (annual mercury), 1967 nucleotides. RefSeq names its product catalase isozyme 1. Gene Ontology annotation, biological process: hydrogen peroxide catabolic process; response to hydrogen peroxide. The record is from RefSeq and is a predicted model, not a curated record. Bases 216 to 1694 code for a protein of 492 amino acids. The transcript is spliced from 8 exons. Gene Ontology annotation, cellular component: cytoplasm; plasma membrane; peroxisome. Lineage: Eukaryota; Viridiplantae; Streptophyta; Magnoliopsida; Malpighiales; Euphorbiaceae. Gene Ontology annotation, molecular function: heme binding; catalase activity.